AUGCGACUCGCCAUGGAUGAAAAGCUACCCGUUCAUUAUGAUUCGGUCACACCCAAAAUAAGACGUGCGCAUGUUGACACACUUGAUGACCGCUCCCCUGGAGAUGCGGAACAUGACCUUCGGUGUUCUUUUCGCUUUUGCAAGAAGUGCCCACCAGUCCCUCUGGCCACAGCUCUUUCGCGUCUUCCACCUGAAUUGCGCUUGGAAGAAAAGCUGAACCGACGCAAAGAAGCGUUGAGCAGAAAGCAAAUGGCUGCAACAAGUGCACCCGAGGCUAUGCAUUAUGACCACGAGCAGCUUGAGCCGCCACCGGAGCUGUUCCAGGAUCAAGACGACGAGGGUGAGCAUGAUAUUCGUUUGUGGCUUGGACAGAAGCAAGCUGAUAUGAUUGUGUUUCCUCCAAAACCUGAGCGUGCGCACCAUUGUCGUACGUGCGGUACAUGUAUUUUGAAAUUUGAUCACCACUGUCCGUGGAUCAAUCAAUGUGUGGGACUCGGGAAUGAGCGUUAUUUCAUUCUAUUCAUGCUGUGGUUUUCUUUCGGUACAUUGAUAUUUUCUGUCGCUGGAUGGCGCAUUGCUUGGGAGGGCUUCACGCGACCGAAAGAGUGGUCCUCGUUUCUUGUACAUCGACUACUGUACCUCGCUAUAUACGCCAAGGCUGCGGUCAUGGGUAUGGUAGUAUUUAUUCUUGCCAUAUGGCAUCUCUAUUUGGCUGCUCGGAAUGAAACUUCGUUGGAGAAUCAAGACAAUACACAUUACGCCAAAAUGGCCAAGGAGCGAAAAGCUGUCUUUUGCAAUGUGUAUGACUUGGGAUGGGUGCGCAACUUACAGUUGUUUUUCAAUGUUGGCCCCGGUUUGGCACAUGAUUAUUGUUCGCUUUUCUUGCCCAUCCACAUCGAACCAUACUCGGAUGGCUGGCAUUGGGCCAAGCGAGCUGGCCUUGAAGGCCGUCAUGGGGGUAUCAUGAAUGAAGAAGAAUUCACGGAUGACGAAGGUGACACUUGA
Malassezia globosa CBS 7966 is the source of this 1005-nucleotide messenger RNA. RefSeq lists its product as uncharacterized. Lineage: Eukaryota; Fungi; Basidiomycota; Malasseziomycetes; Malasseziales; Malasseziaceae. The record is from RefSeq and is a predicted model, not a curated record. The transcript has a single exon. Gene Ontology annotation, molecular function: palmitoyltransferase activity. Bases 1 to 1005 code for a protein of 334 amino acids.